GCAUUUUUGAGCUACCAAUACGACGAUUUCUCCGGCUCUUUUUGUUCGCUCUCUCUAGAGUGUGUCAUCAAACGCUGGAAUAAGCGUUGCCAUAGCCAUUAGAAUAACUGCUCUGAGAAGUUAUCUUCAGUUCUGAGCAAACAUAGAAAACAAAACUCUGUGGACAAGAACGGCAACGAAGACGGGAGCUUUCCCAUCUAUGGAAGGUUCUCGAACGAUCACGUGACGUCUCUAGACCAGUUACAUUACACUUUUGAAAAAUACUCUGACGUAGUUACAUGUUCUUGUUUUUUUCCAGAGGAGAACGACGGCUUUGUCCAGUCAAUGACAUAUUAGUUCGACGAAGAGAUCACUCAGGCUGAGUGAGAAAGGAGAAAAGAAACUUGGAGAAGUAUAAGUGUUAUUUAAAGAGGAAUUGUUACGGUUUUGGGGGUUUUCAGUUGAGAAAAUGUUAUUUGUUGGAGAAAAACAGGGAAUGGCAUAGCACGUGGAAAAAUUUGACCAAUCGCAGUACGCGCUCCCGACAGAAGUGUAUAAAUACCGGUCGAUCGCUGUAGGAGCUGUCCGCCAUCGAAGACUAAAUAAGUGGGAAGGAGACCGCGCAAGCGUUGUGUAUUUUUAAGUAAACGUGUAUUUAAACAAAAACAGUAACUGUAAAAUCGCGUUACACGUCGACGAGAAUCAUCGUUGUUCCUCCCUCCGGCAGAUCAUCUUCGGCACAGAGCAUCUGUCUCAAUUCGGCAGUUAAAACAAUCUUGUUGUGCCAGAGACGGAAAGUUCUGGCAGAAGAUGUGUGAUGACAACUGAAGCACGGCGAAGGAUCGUUGCGAACAAGCGAGCCCCCGCUGAAGAGCCCGAACCGUAACCAUGUCGGACGUGAAAGGACCCCACAAGGCGGCCACGUGCGGAAACCCCCCACCCCCCCAGUACAAGAACCCCAAGACGCCCGGGCGGCUGACCAAUCAGCUGCAGUAUCUGCAGAAAGUUGUGGUCAAGGCAUUGUGGAGACACCAUUUCGCUUGGCCCUUUCGGCAGCCUGUGGAUGCCAUGAGGCUGAACCUUCCCGACUACUACACAAUCAUUAAGACGCCAAUGGACUUGAGCACCAUAAAGAAGCGUCUUGAGAACAAUUAUUACUGGAAAGCAAUGGAAUGCAUUGAAGACUUUAACACAAUGUUCACAAACUGCUACGUGUAUAACAGGCCAGAAGAUGACAUCGUGCUGAUGGCUCAGGCCUUGGAGAAGCUCUUCCUGCAGAAGGUGGCUCAGAUGCCCCAGGAGGAAGUGGAAGUUUCCACGAUCACAGCAAAGGCACCUGGGAAGGGGAGGAAGCCCACUUCAGUUGCGGUGAAGUCGAAGCCCCAGUCCCCCGUGUCCGAGGUCGUGUUCCAGCAGACCGUGACCGUGAUCCCCCCCGAGAUGCUCCACUCGAUCCCGCCCGCGCCGCUCUCGGCGCAGAUCGCCGCCAAAAUCAAGAAGGGCAUUAAAAGGAAAGCGGACACCACCACCCCGACCGCCGCCGCCGCCGUCGUCGUGACGAGCAGCGAGUCGUCGCCGUGCACCGAGGCGAAGGCCUGCAAGCUGAUGUCCAGGCGGGGCAGCGGGAGGCCCAUCAAGCCCCCCAGGAAGGACCUGCCCGACUCGCAGCAGCAGCACCAGGUGGGCAAGAAGGUCAAGCUCUCGGAGCAGCUCAAGCACUGCAAUGCCAUCCUGAAGGAGAUGUUCACCAAGAAGCACGCCGCCUACGCCUGGCCCUUCUACAAGCCCGUCGACGCCGAUCGGCUGGGCCUGCACGAUUACCACGACAUCAUCAAGCAGCCCAUGGACCUCAGCACCAUCAGAAAGAAGAUGGAGGCCAGAGAAUACAAAGAUGUCCAGGAGUUUGCUUCAGAUUUUAGAUUAAUGUUCUUCAACUGCUACAAGUACAAUCCACCAACUCACGAGGUGGUGCUCAUGGCAAACAGGCUUCAGGACGUGUUCGAGAUGCGCUUCGCCAAGAUGCCGGACGAGGCGGCGGAGGCGGAACAGCCGGAGCAGCCCUGCGAGCACCGGGCCAAGGCCGAGAAGAAGGACAAGAGGAGCCGGGUGGAGAGCUCGUCCAGCUCGGAGAGCAGCAGCGACAGCUCCUCGGAAUCCGAAAGCUCCUCGGACACGGAGGAGGAGAGGGCCCAGCGGCUGGCCAACCUACAGGAGCAGCUGCAAGCCGUGCGCGAACAGCUGCAGAUACUGACCCAGACGCCAUUGCUGAAACCAAAAAAGAAGGAGAAAUCGCAGAAGGACAAGAGGAAAAAAGACAGGAAGGAGCCGCAGAGGCUAAAGUGCGAGGAGGAGAGGAAGCCGAAGCCGAAAGUGAAGAAGAGGUCCGGCAAGGGCCCGUCGGCACUUCACGGCAAGAAGAGCAAGCUGGCGUACGACUCUGAGGACGACGAGCCGUUGGCCCCCAUGGCGUACGACGAGAAGCGGCAGCUGAGCCUGGACAUCAACAAGCUGCCGGGCGACAAGCUGGGCAAGGUGGUGAGCAUUAUCCAGUCCAGGGAGCCGGCGCUGAGGGACACCAACCCCGAGGAGAUCGAGAUCGACUUCGAAACCCUGAAGCCGUCCACGCUGAGAGCCCUGGAGCGAUACGUCAUGACCUGUCUGAGGAAGCGGCCCAAGAAGCCCAGCCAGAAAAAGCCGGCCAAGCCCAAAGUGCAGCGCGGCGAGAAGAAGCGGGACCCGGAGAAGCGUUUGCCUGACGCCGGCGAGCCGCCCAGUUCGGCCAAGAAGACGAAAAGGAAGGGCGGGAUGGCGGGCGGGACUAAAGGUCUGGGGGGCCCCUCCAGACUCAGCGACAGCAGCACCUCCUCGAGCUCUGACAGCAGUAGUAGUGAUUCUAGCACUUCAGAUAACAGUGACUCUGAAUCAGAACGAAAAACAAAGCAGAAGCUAAGCAAAGGUGCCAGCGAUUGCAAACUAAAAAUGAAGGAAGUGAAGCAGACCGGCUCCCAGCGAGGCUCCCUGGGAAAGGCGCUGGAUGACUCCGUGCCCCUGGCCAGCCUGCUGCCCCUCGCUCAGAACCCCCACCUGCAGGACCCCAGCCAGGCCCUAGCCGUUCCGCAGGAGACGCCCGAUCCUCCUGAAGACACCCUUACGUCACCUCCAGGAGUCUCCGCCCUUCUGUCUCCGCUGAGCUCCCCGCCCGCCGCGCUGUUCUCCAGCUGCGGAGCCUCGCUUCCUGCACUGCCACACCCUGCUGAGGUCAGGAUGGAGCGCCUGCUGUUAUCCCCUCUUCAGGAUAGCCCACUGCACUCUGGGAAGGAUGAGAGAAAGCACCCAGAGUCCCAGGAUACCGGUCAGUGCGAAGGUGGAGAGCAGGACUCCUGCGAAUCUACCCCGACGCCUGGAGCAGCGCACGUCGGCGCCGCUAACAAAGUCACCAAGGAGACGAAACCCUCGCUCCCGAGAACGGACAUCGUGCUGAAGAACGCCGACUCCUGGGCCAGUUUAGGGAAGAUGGCCACCUUCACCCCCUCCACCAUCAAGUCUUCGAAGGAGAGCUUCCAGCAGUUCCGCAAGGCGGCCAUGGAGAAGGAGGAGCGGGAGAGAGCUCUUAAGAGGCUACAGAUGGAGGUGGGCCGGGAGAAGAGGCCGGUCCCAGAAAAACCCAGGGAGGAGCCGGAGGUCGCCGAGAGCGCGCCGGCAGCAGCCCCCGCCCCCGCCCCCGCCAUCGAGGCGCUCAAGCCAGCGGAACCGGCCAAACCGGAGCCUGCAGCAGGGCCGCCACUGUCGCCGCCGCCACCGCCAGCCGCGCAGGGCCCACAGCUAACGACGCAGUCCUCGCUGGACCGGGACCGAGAGCUGGCCCGAAAGAGAGAGCAGGAGCGCCGGCGGCGGGAAGCUAUGUCGGCCAUCAUUGAUAUGACGAUGCAAAGCGACAUCAUGGCGACGUUUGAGAAGAACCUGGACUAACUGAGCUUCCAGCUCCCCGAGGCAUUUGACAGAUUCCUUGUAUUACAAAAUAUGGUACAUAUCGAUGUUCCUAUGAACAGUACAGACUUCCCCCUCCCUCCCUCCAAUAUUGGAUGUCUGAGCCAAUCAUUUUGGUGAAGAAAACGGGUCAUUGUUAAAGAAGAAACUUGCUGCAUGGCAACUUCACUUAGCAUUUUAUUAUAGUUGUAAGAUACUGUAUAGUGUAAAAAAUAUUGUGUUUUUUUGUUUGUUUGUUUUUUUUUUUUUGGUGUGUCCAGACACUCUAAAAAGGACCAUAUCGUUCUGAAAUGUGUGCACUGAGGGUUCUGUCUGUCACUUAGCUAGUAGAUAUUGGGUAAGGGUAGAAAAUGAAGUAUUGUUGUAAACCUGAAAAUCAUACACUGCUUGUAGUUGAACCUCACACCCAUACCCACACGUUAGAAGCCUAUGUUUGCAAGUUUUUUUUUGUAGCAAAGUCUUUUGUUGACCACAGUACAUUAAGCCUUUUAAAGCCAGGUUUACAUGUUCAGACUACAUUCCACUGCAUUUAUUUUUGAUAGUUUCUUUCUUUUCUAUGUAUAAUCCCUGUUGUGUUUUUGUACCGGUGGUAACUUCGAAUGGCAUUACUGUAAUGAAUAAUAACCGUGUAUGAUUUCCUCCUCUGGUCCAUUUCAUAGUACUAAUUCAGCAACUAAUGCAGAAAAUAUCUGUGCUUUGAUGUUUUCAGUUGGAAUAGUCUUACUGAUCUGUAUAUAAGUGAAGGAAUGUCCUCUGCAAUGUUUUCUGUAAUAUCAGAAUAUAUAUGGAAAAUGUUUAUUUGUAAUAAAAUAAUACUUAGCAUUUUGUUACCUGGAAGUAGCAGUUAACUUUUUGCCAAAUGUUGGUAUUCAAACGUGGGACAUAUUUUUUAGGCUACUGUUUGCUUCAAUUGUUUAAGUUUCGACUUGAAAGUGCAGUGCCAUAAAGUGGUGUGCUUAUUGCAAAUUUUAGGCAAUACGUGCCUAAUUUGAUAAUCCUGUUAAUAAAAUGAAGAAAAAGAAGAAAAAUUAGAUGCAGAACUUAAGUAUUCCUGUCUAUUGGACUCAUUUUACUUUUCAUUGUAGAAACCUGGAAGACGUGGAGUGCGGUAUUUUGUUGAUCCUGUGAUUUUCAGGCAAUUUUACAGUGCUUUCCCCACUUUGGCUGUACUUGAUACAGUAGCACUUUAUCCUUUUCUGUAUCCGUUGAAGUAUGAGAGCAUGACUUUACUAUAUAUAGAGAACUAAUAUAUAAUUUUGAAGAAAUCACAUUCUAAAGUCAAAUCAUUAAAAUAUUUUCAGUAAAAA
Messenger RNA from Anguilla anguilla (European eel), 5273 nucleotides. RefSeq names its product bromodomain, testis-specific (gene brdt). The transcript has 20 exons. Lineage: Eukaryota; Metazoa; Chordata; Actinopteri; Anguilliformes; Anguillidae. Gene Ontology annotation, biological process: chromatin remodeling; positive regulation of transcription elongation by RNA polymerase II. Gene Ontology annotation, cellular component: nucleus; chromatin. The record is from RefSeq and is a predicted model, not a curated record. The coding region runs from base 868 to 3948 and encodes 1026 amino acids.